Messenger RNA from Acanthosepion pharaonis, 465 nucleotides. Lineage: Eukaryota; Metazoa; Mollusca; Cephalopoda; Sepiida; Sepiidae. The record is from the annotation of a GenBank genome assembly.
AUGGAAUAUGAGUCUGGGUGGAUUCUAGCCGGUAGAAUCUGGUUGAUUUUCUGCUUAGCUUCUUCCCUUUCGUUGUUUGCCCCAAUAGGUUUCGUUAAGCGCACUCUCCUGACAUCAUCAGCUUAUACAAUAUUCUUUCUUUCUUUCUUUCUUUCUUUCUUUCUUUCUUUCUUUCUUUCUUAUCCAAUGAUUUCAUUCAUUAGUAUACAAUAUCCUUUCUUUCUUUCUUUCUUUCUUUUUAUCCAAAUGAUUUCAUUCAUUAGUAUACAAUAUUCUUUCUUUCUUUCUUUCUUUCUUUCUUUUUAUCCAAAUGAUUUCAUUCAUUAUAUACAAUAUUCUUUCUUUCUUUCUUUCUUUCUUUCUUUCUUUCUUUCUUUCUUUCUUUCUUAUCCAAUGAUUUCAUUCAUUAGUAUACAAUAUUCUUUCUUUCUUUCUUUCUUUCUUUCUUUCUUUCUUAUCCAAUGA